AUGCCUACCAUUAUUGCAAACACUCAAGAACAUCAUCAGGAGCAUGUCCAUAGUCUGAUUGAAUGCUCAUUUCCAAAAGACUUUUGUGGAUUUGUUUGUCACAAACAAUGUAAAUUAGAUGUAAGAACCUCAUUGACAUCCUUGGCUUCGCAUCACAAUGGUCCUAAACCAAUGGCCACUGUAUCCUCUCAAAUACGCGAGAAAUUCUCUUUUUCCAGAAUCCUUUCUAAUCACAACACAAACAGCUACACAGGACGCAAAUCACCCAUACAUGAAUUGGAUGAUAUAGUUGAAAAUGAACAAACAAAUCGUACAAGUAAAUGGUGGAAGAAAAAGUCCAUCAAAUAA
Molecule: messenger RNA, 348 nt
Organism: Gilbertella persicaria
Lineage: Eukaryota; Fungi; Mucoromycota; Mucoromycetes; Mucorales; Choanephoraceae
Exons: 3
Coding region: 1-348 (115 amino acids)
Source: RefSeq, a predicted model, not a curated record